AUGGCCCAAGAAGGAAUCGACCCCUUGAUCCUGUCGCUUCUCCUUGACGACUUGAAUAUCCUGGAGGACCAGGGAAAGGGAAAGCAGAGGGAAGGUCAUCAUACCGAUCUAGAGCUUGCUAUCCAGUCUAUGAAAGAUGAUAUCAUGGCCGUCCAGACCUCGCUACAGGACGAAGUUAUGGCCUUGAGUACGAGCCUUGCAGCGGCUGCGGACCAAAAUCUACUCGCCUCCAUGCGAGAAGAGGAACGUUUAGCGGAGCAGGACCACCGGUAUGCUCUUGCUUUGAACAAUGGAGAGCGGACUGAGAAUGUGACAUCCACGUAUGAGCCAACCGAGAUAGAUAACAACAACGACGCGGUAUCUGUUGUCAUGAGCGACUUGAUGAGUCGCAUAACGAUUCGCGACCACGAUUGCAAUGGCGAAGGCUCAUCCCGAUCCCCCUUUCCAUACCGAAUGCCAACCAUGACGAAGGAAUGUGUCUCAUGCCUCGAAAGAUUUCGUGAUCCUGGCUUUACAAGCACUUGUGGUCAUGAAUUUUGCCUCGACUGUGUAAGGCAGAUGUUCCUUGGGGCGAUCAAGGACGAGGAGCUUUAUCCCCCUCGUUGCUGUGGCCAAGUCGUGCCCCCCGAAUCGCUCUAA
Molecule: messenger RNA, 639 nt
Organism: Penicillium malachiteum
Lineage: Eukaryota; Fungi; Ascomycota; Eurotiomycetes; Eurotiales; Aspergillaceae
Product: RING-H2 finger protein
Exons: 1
Coding region: 1-639 (212 amino acids)
Molecular function (GO): metal ion binding
Source: RefSeq, a predicted model, not a curated record